Molecule: messenger RNA, 700 nt
Organism: Drosophila arizonae
Lineage: Eukaryota; Metazoa; Arthropoda; Insecta; Diptera; Drosophilidae
Product: dnaJ homolog subfamily C member 8
Cellular component (GO): nucleus
Source: RefSeq, a predicted model, not a curated record
UUCUAUUCCGAAGUUCCACAUACUUCAAUCUUAAUCCUUUCGAGGUGCUGCAGAUUGAGCCAGACGCCGAGGUGGCCGACAUAAAAAAACGUUAUCGUACCCUCUCCAUACUGGUACAUCCAGACAAGAAUCCCGAUAACCAGGAGCGCGCUCAAAUGGCAUUCGACAUUGUUGCUCGUUCCUGGAAGAUAUUGGAAAACGACCUAACACGCAAAAAGUGUUUGGAUGUGUACGAGGAAGCCAAGGGCCGUACAGAUCAUAUGAUUGCCGAAAAACGUAAAAAACUCAAAAAGGAAGGCAGAUCCUUUGAGCAAAUACCUGAAGACGAUCCUGCUAAAUAUAAACACGCCAUUUACGUAAUGGUAAUGAAACUCUUUGCUGACAUGGAGCGGCGAAGGCAAAAGCUUGAUCAGCGCGACCAGGAGGAGCGCAAGCGAAAGCGCGAAACCGAAAUCGAGGAAGAGGAACGCAUCAAAGCGGAUCGUGAGUGGCAGCAAAAUUUUGAGGAAUCUCGUCAAAGCCGUGUGAACAGCUGGCACGAUUUUCAGUCCGGCGCUGGCAAAUCGAAGAAAACAAAAAAGCAAAAGCAUAUGACCGGCAUGAUGGUGCCCCCAAAGUUUAAACCUGAAUCGCGAUGAAAUUUGUUUGCGACUGUCAUCGUAAACCGCCCCAUUAUUUUACACAUAUGUAUAUUUUUACA